UUGUCCAUGAGAAGAACAUCUGUUCAUCGUUUUAAAUGACUGUCUGUCAUACACUAUUAAGUAUUAACAAUUUUCUGUUAAUGAUACGUGUCUAGGUUUAUCAUUACAAUGAAAUUGUCAUAGUCAGGGGAAAUACACAUCAAGAUUUUUUAUAACGACGAUCGACUACCAAUAGAAAGAUGUUGGUUUGAUAACAAAAUGUCUACGUGUGAUCAGACAGGUCUUAUAGAAAAUAACGUUGCAGUAGAAAACGGGUGUGACAAGGACAAUAGUUUAUCUAACGGAGAAUCUGGAAUAGAUACAGAUACUGACUAUUCGUCUAGUAACGUGAACGAGAAACAAAAAAUAAUGCGACUGAAUUCAACUGAGGAUAAGAGUGCAUCUAACUGCAUCGAAGCUGCCAUUAAUGCUAAAGAAAACCAUGUUGAUUCAAACAUGAAUACUACAUCGGAAGAAUCUAUGGAUAAUGCCAAUAUUAACAAUAAUAACGUGACUUCUGAUGAAACUGGUAGCUCCCAGAAUUCUGUGCACGGUAGUGGGAUUAAUUCAGAUGGGAUGGAGGUACUGACAAGUAAUCAGACUUAUUCUGAUAUGAACCAGAUUCCGGUAACACCAGAUAGCAAUCAUGUGACUAUGUCCAUGACAAUGCAACCAGAUGGCCAGUUUACUUCUACAGGCACUGCUGUAGGUAUGAUGGGACAAUCUGUUCCCCAUGGUACAUCUACUUCCAUGCCAAUGCCAACCAUGGCAGGAUUUGUACCUGCAGGUCCACCUGUUGGCACUUGCCAUCCUAUCCAGCACCCUGGCGCUGCAUCACCAAAUCAUCAAAGCACCACACCAGUGACGCCUCCACAAUCUGGAGCCAGUACCCCUAAUCCAACUACUGGUGCCGCGAAUAAUGGAAACCAAGGCACCGGGCACCAGCAUGUAGUUCAUGUACAUAUUAGUCCAGGAGAAACAUUUACAGUCCGAGUUGAUGAUCAGCUUCAGCAUAUUCAAGGUAGGUCUUUGUUAUUUUUGGAUGUGAUUUUAGGUCUUUGUUAUUUUCUUUGUAAUAUUUGGUCAAUGUUAUUUUAGGUCUUUGUCUAAUCU
This is a messenger RNA of Ruditapes philippinarum (Manila clam), 1092 nucleotides long. RefSeq lists its product as uncharacterized. The transcript is spliced from 2 exons. The coding region runs from base 199 to 1077 and encodes 292 amino acids. NCBI's taxonomy places the organism in Eukaryota, Metazoa, Mollusca, Bivalvia, Venerida, Veneridae. The record is from RefSeq and is a predicted model, not a curated record.